Molecule: messenger RNA, 3901 nt
Organism: Gigantopelta aegis
Lineage: Eukaryota; Metazoa; Mollusca; Gastropoda; Neomphalida; Peltospiridae
Product: plectin-like
Exons: 9
Coding region: 278-1906 (542 amino acids)
Source: RefSeq, a predicted model, not a curated record
UUUCAUAGUUAUGUAUUAUUCACACAGUAUUUGUUUCGUACCAAAAGCGUUAAUACUUGAUAACACCAUUACAAACUGAGCCGAGGAUUGCCCAGAAUCGGUUGGCCAAAUGGUAUUAUGUUAAUUCCGUGUCACGCAAGAACUGCCCAGAAGUCAGUCCGGGCGCUUUGCGACAACGACCGUUGUUCAAUAAACAAAGUUAAGCAGACGACCGACAUUGCUGCAGGUAUGUUGUUGGCCCAGCCACUGUGGACUGUACCCGAAUUAACUGGGAAGUAUGAAUGAAGAAAGAGACAUUAACCAGCUGAAGUCAAGACCAAAGAAGCCGAAAAAGAAGGAUGAAAAAGUUAAAAAGAAAGACAGUUCGGUUGAAACCGACAUAAGGAAGGUGUAUGGAGCUUCCCAGAAAGCGGUCAGCCCUCGAUCUAGGGACGAAGUGGAUCAUCCAACAAAUGUGGAAAAUGUGACAAAUGUGAAAAAAAUGACAAGUGUGGAAAAUGUGACGAAAGUGGAUAGUGUGACGGUUGUGACACGCGGGGAAAAUGAGGCAAAGCCAAUCGAGCUGAAGAACAGCAGACUGGAUGAAAUCUGUGCCCAGGUGAAACAAAACAUCGCUAAGGGAGACUUUCUGGAGAAACUAGAGGAAACCUUGAUGCAGGAUGGGAAGGAAGAAGAGGCUGUCUCGGCGUGUAGACAGAUGUUCAAAGAAGAGAUGGUCCGUCUGCGAACGGAAGUGGAAGAGUUCAAAGAGUUAUGUGUACAACAGGUGGAUAUUCAGAAAAAUAUGGUGGAGAAACACCGAGGAAACUGCGAAAAGGAUUUAAUAUCCUUCACUUCACGGAAUGGCGUCAAGAAGGCGGAGGAGGUUGACCCUCAGCUGCAGGAACAGUUGAAGCUGCUGGAGUCGAGUAUGGAGUUCUUCCAGCACAAACAGAAGAUCCUGGACGAGGAGAUGGAUCUACUCAACAGGGAGGAGGCUCUGGCCAGGAAACAGAAGGAUCUCGAGGAGUACGAGAAAGAGAUUAUUGAGGUUGAGGCGAUGCUGAAUCAACGUCAGGCCAUCAGCAGCAGACGACAGAAACACCUGGCCACUCUGGACGAGGAGCUCUUCUCGUUACGCCGUGAGCUGGAAGAGACAAAGGAACAGAUUAGCCAAGACCAGACGACAGGGGCCACCACGUCUGAAAAGGCGCAGAAGAACUGGGAAAUAGUGAGAAGGAAUCUGAUUGACAAGCAACAUCUGCUGGAAUUAACCGUCCAGAGAUACAGAUCAGAACUGGCUUCAGCGUCCUCCAACAUUGCUGGCAAGGAGAUCAUCAUCGCCAAGAUGACUCACCAGUUGGGAGAAAAAGAGGACCUCAUUGAGGCGAAAGACCGAAAGAUCAAACAGCUGGAAUCCAAACUGGCCAUUGCUCUGAACGAAACCAGGCUGAUGGAAGAUCACCUUCAGAGGGUUCUCCGGGAAAACAGUGACAGUGUAGGCGACAACAGCCGCCUCAGUUUGGGGUCUUCUAGAACGUCCCAGGAACCAGUCCACAUGCGGGGUCACUUCACACCCGAUGGCUACCACGGCUCGGGUCGUCGCAGCUCGGUGUAUUCUAAGAGAAAGAGCGUGGACCUGUCGGCAUCGCUGCCUGCAGAUCACUUCAGGUCACCUCUGAAUAAGGGCAACUCGAGGUUUACGUUGCUGACAGACGGUCGUGACAAUGGACAAAAACCUUCGAACGGAACGCUUUCUCCAGAAACAAACUCUUAUAAAGGCGAAAACUUGAACGCUUUGAUAAUCCGCAGACGGUCGACGCGAGCCAAUAGCGUGGCGGGUGACGUGUCCAAACUGACGCUUAGGACACCCAGGGACAAUGACAAUGAGGAUUUUAACAAAAGUGGCGCAUGCGCAAUAAUGUGAUAUGUAAAGUUAUUUUAUGGACAAAAACAAAUAAAAAUAUGUUUGUGAAGCGUGGAUAUUUAACAAAUUCAAAUAUCUCAUGCAUAUUUAAUGUUUUGAUCUACUGCUCAAAUGGAAAAUGAGUCGUGAGUGGCAGUCCUAAAUUGGGGAAUAGCAGUCCUCUUAAAGUCAAACCAGUUGACACGACCUUGUGAAAACUUCUUUUUGGCUCCAGCCUGAGCAGAGAUUUGGUAAUACGGAUUAGUACCAUUGUGCCUACAUCCCAUUUUGCCUACAGCUUAUAACAACAUAAUUAGGGUCCUUAAUUGGGGAUUAAUUGCUUGAGUGAUUAUGACGUUCUACCUGUAUCACCUGCCUAUAUGUAAUAGUCUGGUCCAAUAUUUUAGAUCGAUAAACAAAACAGAAGCAAACAUGUUUUAUACAUUUCUUUAUUUUAUUUUAUUUCACUUUUUCAGUUAUAUUAUGUUCAAUGUAUAGCAGUUCACACAGUUCCCACAGAUCAAUGUUCACACUAUUUCAGUUUAGCUUCAUCAAAUGUAACAAUAACCCAAUAAUAACUGUUAACAAGCUUAAUUAAGAUAAUCGAUCAUCAUUAAUGUAAUGUAAUGUGUAAUAUAAAUGUUCAUUUCAUUACUGGCCCCGGUUCGUAGGGGUUCGAAUCCCGGUACCGGCUCCAACCCAGAGCUGAGGUGUGUGCCCAGGACAGCGUGCUUGAACCUUAAUUGGAUAAUUUCAUUUUAAUAUAGGACCAUUGCACUAUACUGUGGGGGUGCAUUUUAACGUCCCAAUCUGCCUACAGACCCAGUGUAGACAAACUGGGCUGUAGGCAAAAUGGGAUGUAGGCACAAUGGGAUGCACCCGGUAAUACGUCUUGCUCUAGAGCACAAUUGAGUAACGGUAAUAGUCACCUAAACUAUUAUUAAUAGCAAGGUAUCGUUUAUAAACAUUUCCCUCAGACAGGAAAGCAUAUGCCACAUCUUUUGAUACACCAAAUGUGGAGCACAUGUUGAAAUGGAAACACCCUAGAGGUCCACUAAGAUGGGUUAGCUCAAUAAUCUGCCACGCCCCAUGAAAUACAAACAAAUAUCAAGUCUUGGCAAUACGAUAUUUUCCGAACAAAUAUAUGUGCCAAAUAACUUUAUGAAUAUAAUGCACACUUAGUUAACAGGACUGUGUUCGACAAUAUUACACCCAAGAGACAAAUGGUUUGUGAGAAACCAUGCUUAGCUGCAAAGUGUAGGCCUAUUUAUUUACAUAACUCUUUAAAUCACAAAAGAGAACCGUGUAAAUAUGAAAUGAAGACAGUUUGAAUAUAUACACUGCGACAGUACUGAUAUUGUUGAACUAUUGACCAUACAGCAAUUGUAUACACUGCGACAGUACUGAUAUUGUUGAACUAUUGACCAUACAACAAUUGUAUACACUGCGACAGUACUGAUAUUGUUGAAUUACUGGCCAUACAACAAUUGUAUACACUGCGACAGUACUGAUAUUGUUGAAUUAUUGACCAUACAACAAUUGUAUACACUGCGACAGUACUGAUAUUGUUGAACUAUUGACCAUACAACAAUUGUAUACACUGCGACAGUACUGAUAUUGUUGAAUUACUGGCCAUACAACAAUUGUAUACACUGCGACAGUACUGAUAUUGUUGAAUUACUGGCCAUACAACAAUUGUAUACACUGCGACAGUACUGAUAUUGUUGAACUAUUGACCAUACAACAAUUGUAUACACUGCGACAGUACUGAUAUUGUUGAAUUAUUGACCAUACAACAAUUGUAUACACUGCGACAGUAAUGAUAUUGUUGAAUUAUUGACCAUACAACAAUUGUAUACACUGCGACAGUAAUGAUAUUGUUGAAUUAUUGACCAUACAACAAUUGUAUACACUGCGACAGUAAUGAUAUUGUUGAAUUAUUGACCAUACAACAAUUGUAAAUACAUUUCUUCUUCUUUUAUGAAAACAGUUGUAUCGGAAGUGUACAAACUAAUA